Molecule: messenger RNA, 5613 nt
Organism: Gasterosteus aculeatus aculeatus (three-spined stickleback)
Lineage: Eukaryota; Metazoa; Chordata; Actinopteri; Perciformes; Gasterosteidae
Gene: usp40
Product: ubiquitin specific peptidase 40
Biological process (GO): protein deubiquitination
Cellular component (GO): nucleus; cytosol
Molecular function (GO): cysteine-type deubiquitinase activity
Source: RefSeq, a predicted model, not a curated record
CUACAGUUCACCUACGGUAUUUGUAUGUAUGCCUUGUUUGUUAUCUGCUUUACGACAGACAGAGGAGGAAGUGUCACACGCUAACGUCACAUUGAGAAACAAAACAGUUUAAUAAGUCGCGAAGGUUUUUGGUGGAUGAAGCCUUAACGUCACCAAAAGCCUGUUCUGUCCUUUCUUUAAUUUUCGCUGAGCCGUCAAGCGCUGCUCACUGUCGGACGACCUGCGAGCGAUUUGCCUUUUUUGCUAUUGCGUUGAGCUAACUAGCGCAGAACUCGGUAAUAGUCGCUAUGUUCAGCCCCGUGAAGUCUUCUUAUUUCAGAGUCAGCCCGGCCAUUGUCAACAGAGAACUCGGCAAGACCAAGAUGAGAUAGCAAGAGGGCAAAUCGGAGUGACGACACGUGAUUUACUACAAGGCAAGAGCCCGAGCGACGGUCCGCGAGGACACCCGAUACAUCACUCACACGGCAUGUUUGGGAACCUUUUCGAGGAAGAGGAGGAGGAGGAGGAGGAAGGCGUCUCCCCGGCUUCCUCCAGCGGGAGAGUUGCCAAGGGGGGAGACGAGCCGCCUCCGCCCCGAGGAAGAAGCAAUCUGUGCGGCUUAAAGAACCAAGGGGGGACCUGCUACCUCAACUCCCUGCUGCAGACCCUGCUGUUUACCCCGGAGUUCAGAGAGGCGCUGUUCAGUCUGGGAGCUGCAGAAUUGGGAUGUCUGGAACACAAAGAAAAUCCAGGGGCCAAAGUCAGAGUGAUCCCACUGGAGUUGCAGAAGCUGUUUGCCAGUCUUCUGUUGGUGGACCAACAGAGCGCCUCCACCGCCAACCUCACCAGCAGUUUUGGCUGGAACAGCAGCGAGGGAACAAAUCAGCAUGACGUGCAGGAGCUGAACAGGAUUCUGUUCAGUGCAUUGGACCACUCCCUUGUGGGCACCACUGGUAGUACUUUUAUCCACCAGCUGUAUCAUGGGACCAUUGUCAACAGCAUUGUCUGCAAGGAUUGUGGCAACGUCAGCCAGAGACAGGAGGACUUCCUGGACCUGACCGUGUGUGUCUGUGGCGUGUCCAGCCUGGAGGAGGCUUUGUGGAACAUGUUUGUGGAGGAGGAGUUGUUUCAGGGCAAUAACCUGUACCGCUGUGCACACUGUGACAGGCUGGUCACCGCUGCCAAGUCUGCCAAGCUGAAGAAGCUUCCUCCAUUCAUGACCAUGUCCUUGCUGAGAUUCAGCUUUGACUUUGCCAAGUGUGAGCGAUACAAGGAGACGGGACGCUACAGUUUUCCCUUAUCCAUCAACCUAAAGCCAUUUUGUGAAGAGACUGAUGCAGAGGACUCCGAUUACUCCUACGAGCUGUUCUCUGUGAUCAUCCAUAAGGGAGGCUGCUAUGGGGGCCAUUACCAUGUUUAUAUCAGGGACAUUGACCAGCUCGGCAAAUGGGAGCCACCGGAGGAAGAGCAGAAACCCAAAACACAGAAAAAAUCCAAAAACGAAGUUGAGCAAAUGUGUGCGCCAAUACUACAAGAAGAUGACCCUUUGUCUGUCAUCACUGCUAUCAUUGCUCAGGAGCCAUCAAAGAGUGUCCUGACGGACCAGCUGGGACAGAAACUCAUGGAAAAGAUUGGUUCUUCCUGGAGCAAAAAGUUCAGAAAACACUAUGGCCCCAUAGGAAAGUUCCUGCAGUCGAACAACAAUGUUUUCAUGUUGGUGUCUAAUGGAACUCGAGUGGCACUGAAGGCGAACCCGCCAAGCCCCACAACUGAGCCGCCCGGCGCAGCAAAGCAGGCGACUAACCCCGAUCCAUUAACGCCAUCAGACCCCAGAGCUGCUGAGCAACAUCUGGAUCUGCAGCAGAAGUCAGAGCCGGAACAAACGGGUAGCCACUGGUUUGACCUGAACGAUUCCAUGGUGACCUCCAUCAGGGAGUCGGACAUCGAGAAGCAGUUCCAGGGCAAAGAAAGCGCAUACAUGCUGUUCUACAGAAAGACACAGCUGCACAGACCCAGUGAAGCUCUGCACAAUCCCCAAUAUAAAAUUCCUCUUAACCUCAUCCAGAUGGCUCAGGAGGAGAACAUCCAAAUGCAGAAAAUGCGUGAGGAGUUUGAAGCCACGAAUAACACCGUGGAGCUGCGCCUCCACCUGGCACCCUCCUACAGGCUCGAGGGUGGAGCCCUGCAGCCACUCAGCAAAGGGGUGGCUGCGAGCAACGCUCUGAGUUUUGACCGGAGAAAGACUGUGGGAGAUCUUCGAUUAGCUAUUUAUCAGAAGCAGGAACUCUGGGAAGGUGAUAUGGCUCUGACUUUGGCCAAGAGUCUUCCAGCGGGUCUCCACCUCUACAACACCUUAACAGACGACAAUGUCUCCCUGUACAGUGCAGGCGUUUGUACAAACUCUGACCUGUUUGUGUGGAACGGCAGAGAGGUGUGCGGUGCGACUGUGCUAGUUGGAGCCGAGUGGGAGCCGGUGCUGCUGAACGUAGUCCGCCCCAGUUUGGGGGACGAAGGGGGUCAGGAGGAGGGGGACGGGUUGCAGUGUGAGGAGGGAAAGGGAGGUUUUGAAAAUGGGGGGCCGGGGCUCAAAAGGGAGGCCAGAGGGUUUGCAGGUGCUGCGACUCUCGGGGAGGUUCGGGAGGCCCUGGGGGAGCCCGAGGAGAGUCUGCUGUGCCAGGAGCACAAGGGAGGGCCGACAGGAGAGCAGGGGCCCGGGGAGGGAGGGGGGGCGAGCGGAUGGAGGGUGUUCCCCCCCGAUGAUAUGCAGCGGACGCUCAAGGAGCUUUCGCUGAAAGACGGAGACGCGCUGCUGGUGCUGGAGCCCCAGUCCUUCGACAGCAGCAUGUUCGCUCGAAACGGAGACGUUGUCACUGUGACUACACCGUCGGACUGCCGCUGGCUCCAGGUGGAGUUUGGACCACAUGGGGAGGGAGGAGGCGAUGGAGAGACAGAAGAGCAGAGAAAGAUCAAAGUUCCAGCUUCAGGAAAUAUGCUGCUGUGUGAGGUGAAACAAAGGGCCAUAGAGGAGCUGCAGCUACAGGAGCAAAUAUCAGGUGCACAGUACUGUCUGAGACAUGUGGACUGCACAGGGAAACUCCUUCCUCCAGUGUGCGAGGAGUUGAGUGUUCGGGCUGCAGGGGUGCGACUCAUGACCACACUGACUCUCUGUCCCGGAAAUGCCCCCAAGGCAUCGCAGCUUUUCUUGCACUUCUCUGUGGGCGCAGCGCCCUCUGCUGGCAUGGAGAUGGAUAUAAUAGUGGAGAAAACGAGUACCGUCAAAGAGUGUCUAAAGACAAUGCUGGAUGUGGUUGGACUUGAAGGCACCUGUUGGCACUUAAGGAGGCUCGAUUGGUGUGAGGAGGUUGGCGAGCCAAUAAUGGACGAGGACGCUUCUCUGUCGGAGCUGAAGAUAAACAAUGGAGAAACAUUAGUGGUCACACAAGGGCAACUUCCUCCGAAGGGGUUCCUCAAGCUGUCUGUGUGGCUGUGUCUGGAUCGCCGAAACGAUUCCGAGGUUUCUAUGGAUUUUAAUCACACGGAUGACGGCCACACGCAGGUCGAGGCUGCCGAUGAGUCGCCUCCUCUCGGUGUCGGCAACAUGGCGGAACCAAGACGUGCAGGACCGGUGGAGAUCUCUGACGAGGCCACUCUGGAGGACCUCAAGGCCCAGGUGUUGACCCUGCCUGCCCUGCAGGAUGUGUGCGUGCCAACCACUGCGUUCCUGCGUGUCUGGCAGCUUGAGGGGCGGCGGCUGGCUCGUAUCCUCAGAGGAGGACAGCUCACGCUCAAGAAGUUGAAGCUGAGCAGUGGGACAGACCUUUGUGUGCAACAGCUACUGAAGGAAGAAGACCUCGGUCCUAAAGAUGUGAUGCUGAAUGUUAAAAUGGGAGUCCCCGGAGAGAGGUGUUUCUACCCGCCAGAAGAGCUGGUUUGGGAUGCAGCCCGUGACUCCUCUCCCCGCUCCCUGCGCACUCGUCUGGCUGCGCACUUCUGCCUCUCGCCGGACUCGCUGCUGUUGGCCAAACACCAGCCGGACAAACACGCCUGGGAGGAAAUCUCAAACUGGAAUCAGCAAGUUUCCAAAAAGAAAAAGAAGCGGAAGGCUGAAUCGCUUCUGGGGCCACCAUUUCACCUCAAAGAUGGCGACACAAUCGGCAUCAAGAAUCUUUUGAUUGACAACAAAAGGGAGUUCCUCACCGUGGAGGACGAGCAGGGCCAGCAGAGGCUCAGGGAGCAAGCGGAGCAACGCAGGAAAGGAGCAGGCUCUGAGCGCGUUGGACAACAGGAGAAGACUGGCCUGAGCAAACCCAGAAAACCGGAGGUAGCGCUGUCAAUCAACGUUGGGGUAUUCAGAUAGCACUCGGACAAAUGCAACCUACACAACCACACACAGGUGCCGCGAUGCCAUUGGGACAAUCCACUUGAUGUCACUCAUGCCAUUUUCUUUUCUGUAUUUCUCCACAAAUCCUUAAAUGACUACAAUUAAAUCAUUUUGUUGAAAGGAAGAGAAAUAUUUAAUUUAGGUAAUCAGCUGUUUUAUUACAAUUUACCAGAAUUUGUAUUGUUUCUAUACAAUAUUACUGGAUCUCUUGUAAGAUGCCUCAUGUUGGUCUUGCUUCCUCUUGCUGUCUAAAUAUCAACCACCACAGAUGCUCUAAUUGCAAUUGUAUCAUCAAGGAUAUACCUAAAAUAAAUGUUAACUGUGUGGACCAGUAGUUAAGAGAAGCAGGACAAACUGUUUCCAUACUUUCAAAGGUUUUAGUACAAGCCAGGAAGGAAAUCACAAUUACUUAUUGUUGGUUUCUGAUGAACCUGUCACUGUGUGCCGAGAAGAAAAAACGUUUCAUGUUUGCAUCAUGGGAUUUGAUUUUAGGUUGAUAAAACAGGAGAAAUGCCUUAAUGUGGAGAAGCCUCGAUGCAGCUCUGUCCUCCCUACCUCGCUCUCUUCUCUCUCUCUCUCAUUCUACCUCUGCUUCCACCCCCAACUUCUUUUAUGUAACUCACAAUGACUCAAACUCUGUUUGAUUUAUGUGACAUGACACAACUGACAUGAACCACCAGCUGUCAAAAUGUAGAUGACUACUUUUCUGUACACGGUUAAAUAACUUGGCGUUCAUCAGGCACAGUCCACCCUCUUUACUGCCGACACUUGAAGCAGACUUUCACCUCAAUCUAUUAAUUUAGUAUUAAAAGGAACGGACAGGAAUAGCUACAUGUUUGGCUCUAUCUGUGAUGGAUGAAUUUAGCUGCUUGCAAAUAUAUACUGUAAAUCAGUUCUGCAACUAUUUUCUUUAAUUUAAAGAUCGCAGAUUUUUUUUAUUGUGGAACUUCUAAUGCAUCAUUUGCAUGCACCAUGUGAACUUCAGGAAAGUUAAUAAGCGUUAUUAUUGAUUUUAUUUUUAAAAGAAACUAAAUAAUUGAACUAUAAAGUUGGAUAUUUUUUCUGAGUUUUAAAACUCUACAUGGAGCCUUGAUCAUUGCUUUCUACAUACUCGGCAAUAGUGAGAAUGAAGUUUGUUUAUUUAGUACGGUUUUUCAUUAUAUUUUGGGAUGUUAAUGAUUCUACUGUUUUAAUUCAGUAGACAUCUGUUUGUAUAUUAUAUCAACAAUAAAGUUUGCUGCUGAUGAAACAUU